GAGUUUUAGAGGAGCAGUCGUUUUAUUUUAUUCAACAGUCCUCUAGAUGGGACACUGACAAAAAAAUAGCACUGGUAUGAAAACAUGCCUCCAAAAUUCAAGCGCCACCUCAAUGACGAUGAUGUUACUGGGUCAGUCAAAAGUGAGAGGAGAAACCUUCUAGAGGAAGAUUCAGAUGAAGAAGAGGACUUUUUCUUGAGAGGGCCAUCAGGGCCAAAGUUCGGAUCCCAAAAUGACAAGAUCAGACAAGUUCAAAACCAGGUUGAUGAAGUUAUUGAUGUCAUGCAAGAAAAUAUCACCAAAGUGAUAGAGAGAGGAGAGCGGCUGGAUGAUUUGCAAGAUAAGUCAGAAAGCUUAUCAGAUAAUGCAACAGCUUUUAGUAACAGAUCCAAACAGCUCAGAAGACAAAUGUGGUGGCGAGGCUGCAAGAUGAAGGCAAUUGUAGCUUUGGUUGCUGUUGCUGUAUUGCUAAUCAUUAUUGUUCCCAUCAUCCUCAAACACCGCACUUGACUUGGAGAUGAACAUUCUUGUGGACACCACUUCAGGAUAAUAGCAAAGCUAGCAACUGUAUGAUUUCAGUGGGAUGUAUUGUGUAUAUAGCUGUGAAGUGCAUCCCACCCUCAACCCCCAGGGAAGCAUAUCCACCCAGUUCCACCAAGAGCAUCCAGAGGACCUGGCAAACAUGACUUUCAGUCAAGAAUUAACUAUACUGCCAAUAUCGGAUCCAAAACCUCAUUGUUGUUGUUACAAAGGAGACCUAUAUGGAAUCAGAUACGUCAGUAUUUCAUUUGUUUUUUUAAAUAAUGUAUAUAUAAGUGAGUGUGUGUGUGUGUUUAUAAUAUAUGUAUAUAUAAAAUUGGUAAUGUUAUUUAUAAUUUAAAUAGUUUCCUACAGCUAUUGAUAAAGUAGCAAGUAGAGGAAAGAAUUAUGGAGGGAAGAAGGAACUGUAUAGUCUAUAUCACUGUUUAAAAAAACAUUCUUUCUUCAACUAAAUAAUUACAAAGAUGACUUUCUUAUGGGGGGAAAUAUCCCAAAAUAUGGGUUUGCAAACCACCAUUCUGUAUUUAAGGGAUUCUGAAGUUCUGUGUUCUUGCUAUUCUAUAAAUGCAUUCUAGUAAAAAAACUAUUUUUGACUGCCAAUAUGUAGCUCUUAGUAAAUUACUGAAAUAAAGAAGCUUCUAAUUCAGUUAAGGCAACU
Molecule: messenger RNA, 1198 nt
Organism: Protobothrops mucrosquamatus (brown spotted pit viper)
Lineage: Eukaryota; Metazoa; Chordata; Lepidosauria; Squamata; Viperidae
Gene: VAMP4
Product: vesicle associated membrane protein 4
Exons: 8
Coding region: 85-510 (141 amino acids)
Biological process (GO): vesicle-mediated transport; Golgi ribbon formation
Cellular component (GO): membrane
Source: RefSeq, a predicted model, not a curated record